AUGUCCUGCGGUUACUUCCCAAGCUGCGGCCCAUCGUGCGCUGUCCCAUCCUGCCUCCCAUCUUGCGGCUCCCCACGCGGCUACCCCGUCAGCAAUCUGGGCUCCCUGGGCUCAUGCGGCGGGUACUAUGGCGGCGCGACCUCAGCGGGUUGCCUCGGCAUCGUCAACGGGGCCAACGUCGGCUGCGUCACCCAGCUGCCGCCAUCGGAAAUGUUGAUACAACCACCUCCUUCUUGCGUAACCAUCCCAGGGCCGGUCCUCUCUGCUUCUUGUGAGUCGGUUCGCGUGGCAGGUUACUCCGCCUGUGUCGGGGGUGGCUCUCUAGGUUCUGGCCGCCUGGGCCGAAGGCUGUGCGGCUACCCCUGUUAA
Molecule: messenger RNA, 369 nt
Organism: Heteronotia binoei (common prickly gecko)
Lineage: Eukaryota; Metazoa; Chordata; Lepidosauria; Squamata; Gekkonidae
Product: feather keratin B-4-like
Exons: 1
Coding region: 1-369 (122 amino acids)
Cellular component (GO): intermediate filament
Molecular function (GO): structural constituent of cytoskeleton
Source: RefSeq, a predicted model, not a curated record